AACUUCAUUAGGAUAAUCCCUGAGAUUGAGGGAUUGUCUUGUGAGCAAAGGCUAAAUGGAUUUGGGAUUCUACUCACUGGAGUUUGGAAGAACGGGAGGUGAUCUCAGCAGAACAGAUUCUAAUCAGACAGUGUCAGCACAGAAUGAUGGACUUAACUCUGCAAAUGAAUUUGACUUGCAUAAAAAUAUUUCCUCUACUGCUGAUUCCCUUUCACAUGAGCUGCUCAUGCCAAACAUGGAGCCUGCUGAUGAAGCCAACGAUUUGAAAUCAAGAGCUGUGAUUAGUGAUAGUAAAAUUGGUGACGAGGGAACCAAUCUGAAACCUUUUACGGAUUUGUCAGAAACAUCUGUGGCACAUGUUGAAUCUCCUGAAGGCUCAGCAUCAAUGGACACUGAAUCUCAGCCUGCAAACUCCUCACCCGAAGGGACAGUACAAGACACAGAAAACAUAGAACUGAAUGAUUCAGGGAUCCCCUUUCCUACAGAGUAUGAGAAGUUUUGGAAAGUGGUGGAAGACAAUCCCCAGGACUUCACAGGUUGGACAUACUUGUUGCAAUAUGUAGAACAAGAGAACCAUAUCCUGGCAGCCAGAAAAGCUUUUGAUCACUUCUUGUCCCACUAUCCAUACUGUUAUGGCUAUUGGAAAAAGUAUGCUGACCUUGAGCGCCGACAUGACAAUGUGAAACGGGCAGAAGAGGUAUACCGACGAGGUCUUCAAGCAAUACCACUUAGUGUUGAUCUUUGGCUUCAUUAUAUCAAUUUCUUAAAAGAGACCUUGGACAACAACUGUCCAGAGACUGAUGACCAAAUAAAAAGUGUAUUUGAACAUGCUGUGUUAGCUGCAGGGACUGACUUUCGCUCAGACAGACUUUGGGAAACUUACAUCAACUGGGAAAAUGAUCGGGGAAAUCUGGAAGAAGUGACUACAAUUUAUGAUCGGAUUCUUGGUAUUCCAACGCAGCUUUACAGUCAUCACUUCCAAAGGUUCAAAGAUCACGUUCAGAAUCACUUACCUAAAGAUAUAAUCUCUUCAGGGGAUUUUAUUAAACUGCGCCAAGAGCUGGCGUCCACAAAUGAACAUUUUGAUAAUAAUGGUACUUCAGGAAAUGAUUUAACAGCUGGAAUUGAUAUAAAUGAUCCUGCUCAGAUUGUUUCUGAAAUAGAAAAUAUGCGUCACAGAAUAAUUGAAGUCCGUCAGGAAAUAUAUAAUCAUAAUGAGAAUGAAGUUAGCAGACGAUGGUCUUUUGAGGAAGGGAUUAAACGGCCUUACUUUCACGUAAAACCAUUGGAAAAAAUACAGCUAAAAAACUGGAAAGAUUAUCUUGACUUUGAAAUAGAAAAUGGAACUCUUGAACGUGUGGUGGUUUUGUUUGAGAGGUGUCUUGUUGCUUGUGCCCUUUAUGAAGACUUCUGGAUAAAGUAUGCUAAAUACAUGGAAAACCACAGUAGUGAAGCUGUGCGACAUGUGUACAGCAGAGCAUGUACAGUUCAUCUAUCAAAGAAACCCAUGGUUCAUUUACUUUGGGCAGCUUUUGAGGAACAGCAAGGGAACAUUAACGAAGCUAGAAGAAUCUUGAAAAUGCUGGAGGAAUCUAUAUCAGGGUUAGCCAUGGUCCGCUUAAGACGAGUAAGCUUAGAACGCCGCCAUGGAAAUAUGGAUGAAGCAGAAUUUCUGCUUCAGGAUGCAAUUAAAAACAGCAAAACGCCCAACGAAGCAUCUUUCUAUGCUGUGAAGUUGGCUCGUCUUUUAUUCAAAGUAGAGAAAAGCCUUCCUAAGGCCAGGAAGGUCCUACUAGAAGCAAUAGACUUUGAUAAGGAAAGCACCAAACUAUAUCUAAAUCUUUUGGAACUUGAAUACAAUUCAGAUCUCAAACUGAAUGAAGAAAACAUUCUGAAUGCUUUUGAUAAAGCAAUAAGUAGCUCAAUGGCUAUAGAAACGAGGAUAGCCUUCUCCCAGCGGAAAGUUGAAUUUUUGGAAGACUUUGGCUCUAAUGUUAAAAGACUCAUGGUGGCUUAUGAUGAUCAUCAACAACUUUUAAAAGAGCAGGAGUCAUCUAAAAGAAAGGCAGAAAAUGGUACAAUUAUGCAACACCCUGGAACUACGGGCAAUAUUACCCACCACCUACGUAAUAUACUGGAAUUUCUUGUUCUGAGAUGUUUUGUUUAUGUUAUAAAAGUAAAAAGUGGAAAAUAUUGCAUCUUAAAGGACUUGUAAAGACAGGAUUUCUUUCUCGGAUUAAAACUGGGGAAAAAUUGUUUACUGGAAGAUAUUUGUUUGAGAUCAGAUAAGAUUUAUGUUCAAAAGCAUUUUGAGAAUUUCUCAUCUUUUUUGAGUUUUUUUAAAAAAUUCUCUUCAUACUUAAUUUGUUAAUAGGAAAAUAAAUUUUAAAGAUACUGCAGAGCACCACUGAUGGUAUAGUUUCUUAUCUGGCAACUUCAUGCGAUUGUGGGAUUUUGAAAAAUUGCUGAGCUACAUAAUCAGGUAUACGACUAAUACAUUUGUAAUUGAAAACUUCAAAGACAUGUUGCUUUUUAUAUUUAAUUAAAAUAUGGUUGCACGUCUGGGAGUUCUGACUUUAGAUACUUAAAAGUGCCUCCUGCAUUGUGAAAUAAUACUGUUACAUGCAGUAAAUAUUUUAAAAACACUUGAGCAAUGGGAUUUUGAGGAUUUACACCUGGCCACCCUAUUCUGAAAUAAUGUUGGUCGCCUGGUCAACAUUAAACACCAGAAGUUGCCUCUUACAAACACGUUUGCUAUAAUCUUAGAAGCAAUUUUAUUAAAGGUUUGUUACCAUUAUCUGUUGGCUGGGACUAAGUAUAAAAUAGCUACUCCUUACUCUUAUGAGCAGAUUAUUUUCCAAAAUUAACGUAACAUAAAAUGCCAUACAUUUGUAACAUCCAUCUUUUAAGUAUACAAAAGCAGCAAGAGGAUAUCUGCUCAAGAUCAUGUAGAAAAUUUGAGACACAUCAAGAAUUUUAUGUGGAUGCUGAUCAGAUAGAAGAAUUGCUUGGAACAGAUGGGAAUCACCUUGUGGAUUUCAUUAGGAAAUGUCUGUAAUGUUACUCUCACUGAUAUUCUGGAAUGUGAUUCAAAUGAGGCACAGAAAUUUCUUAUUUCAAACCCUGUUCUAAUUUUGAGUCAGACUUUACUAAGCUCUGUUCUUGAUUUAAUGCCUUUGCCCCAUGUAUCACUUCACUUCUAUAGGAGUUCUAUCAUCAAUGCAAUUGUGUAGCAUUUGGUUAGGAGAAGACAUCAACUUUAUAGUAUUUUUGCUGCAGAUUACUUUGAUUACAAACUAGACUGAGAUUCAGUCUUUUUUCCAAGAUUAAUGCCGCAGCUAUAGAUGACCAGUCUGACCCCAACUUUACAGCUAGAAAAAUCUCUUUUUUUAAAACCCUCUACCAUUGUGCACUAAUCUCUUAUGUGAAGAAGACCUUUGUUUCUGGCUUCCUUUUUGCAUGGAAAUGCAUAAUGCACAGCAUACACCUGUGGAGUCAAUGCAGCUGUACAGCAUGGAAACAGACACUUCAGUCCAACUCGUCCAUGCCGACCAGUUAACCUAAAUUAAUCUAGUCACAUUUGCCAGCUUUUGACCCAUAUCCCUCUGAACCCUUCAUUUUCACAUACCCAUCCAGCUGCCCUUUAAAUGUUGUCAAUGUACCAGCCUGCUACUUCCCCAGGCAGCUCAUUGCAUAUGCCCACCACCCUUUUAAAUCUUUCCUCUCUCACUUUAAAUGUAUUCCCUCUAGCUAUGGACUCCCCCCACCCUUGGUGGGCAGAAAGACCUUGACUAUUCACGCUAUCCAUGUCCCUCAUGAUUUUAUAAGAUUGCCCUCGGCCUGCCACAUCCAGGGAAGAUAGCCCCCAGCCUAUUCAGCUUCUCCCUGUUGCUCAAACUCUUCAACCCUGACAACGUCCUUUGAAGGUGUUCAGAAAUGGCUUACAAGUUUAAAGUAUUGACAAAGGUCUGUAGCUCAGCUUGUGGAUGAGAUUGUUGAAUUGCUUGCUGAGCUGCUUGUUUUUGUUUUGACGUUGCAUCACCAUGCUAGGUGAAAUCAUUAGUGGAGCUUCUGAUGAAGUGUUGUUGUUCUACUCUGCUUAGAAUUUAUACUGUCUGUCUGGUCCAUUAUGGUAAGUACUAUCAUUUCUGGUUUUGAUCUGUAUGGGUUUAUGUAUGGGGUCCAAUUUGAUAUGUUUGUUGAUUUUAAAGUAUGGGUGGAGAGCCAUGCCUCUAGGAAUUCCUGUGCGUGUCUGUUUUUGGCUUGGGCUACUAUGGUUAUUUUGUCCCACUUAAACUGAUGGCCUUCAUUGUCUGAAUGUACAGAUACUAUGGAGGGUUCGUCGUACUGUUUUGCUGCUAGCUGUUGUAUGCCAAUGACUAGUUUACUUCCUGUCUGCCUGAUGUGAUGUCUGUGGCAGUUGUUGCAUGGUAUUUUGUAAACGACAUUGGUUUUGCCUGUUGUGGGAAUGGGGUCUUUAAUCAGUGUAAGCGUUUGUCAUUGGUACAGUCAGACUAUGGGACAAGGUAACCAUUAAUAGCCCAAGUCAAACAUAGACAUGCAUGGGAAUU
Stegostoma tigrinum is the source of this 4571-nucleotide messenger RNA. It is a transcript of the gene prpf39, whose product is annotated as PRP39 pre-mRNA processing factor 39 homolog (yeast). Gene Ontology annotation, molecular function: protein binding. Bases 56 to 2215 code for a protein of 719 amino acids. Lineage: Eukaryota; Metazoa; Chordata; Chondrichthyes; Orectolobiformes; Stegostomatidae. Gene Ontology annotation, cellular component: commitment complex; U1 snRNP; U2-type prespliceosome. The transcript has 13 exons. Gene Ontology annotation, biological process: mRNA 5'-splice site recognition; RNA processing. The record is from RefSeq and is a predicted model, not a curated record.